GGACCGAUCCGGUGCAAAACAUAUCUUCUUAGCCAUGCCUUCUGACGUCUUCAACUGGCUCCCGCCUGAAAUUCAUCUCAAAAUCGUGGACAGUCUCCAGUCACUUCACAACAUUCGAUCUUUUACCUCGGCUUCCCCAACCGCAAGACGCUAUUUCCAUGCCAACCAACGCACUUCUUUUCUAUGGCCUUACAUCCUAGAGAUACAAGCAAAUUUCGGGGAUGAAGCACUUGUACCGCUGGCAUUGAUUCUCCUGCAAGUGCGAAAGAUCGAGCAACGCAUCAGACCCUACCUCGAGGCCGUAGCUCGUUUCGAUAAAUCAGAACCCACGGAGGAAUGGAAAACGAACUUGGGCUGUAUUUUAGCCAUAAUAAAUAUGAUUCGGGAGUUUGGCCCCAUAACAGCAGGCUCAGUGAACGGAUUCCGAAACCACUUAUCGGAGAUAGCAAGAUAUGACAUACACAUAUUUGCAAAUCGGGGCCACGCCAUUAAUGUUUUUCUCCGUUACGAUCUCUACUGCCAAUUAGCCUGUAACGGAGAAGAAAGGCUUUUCACACAAAGAGAAGCAGAAAGAGAACAGGCCAAUGAACUCGAAUCUUAUCUCCAUAAGCGUUUAAAACACCCACAACAAGCUCAUCACCCGUGGAUCCCCGACACCAUGAUGAAGCUAAUUAAACAGCGACACAGAGACAUUCUACUUUCCGUUGACGACACGUUCGGGGUUUCUAGGAGCGCGCGGAGAGAGCGUAACCAGGUGGAGGAUAUCAUACGCCUUGGAGGCCCAGGCCCUUCCGUCUUGAGACGCCUUCAACAAUGCCGGUUUGUUACGAGACAACGGGAUGAUGAGACCACAUACCUCGAUUACGUGUCUCUGCAGGGAUUUCCUUUUCUCCACCACUUGGAACAACUUGAAGCAGAGGCCCAGAAACCGUACGUUCUCGACAUCUUUUUCAAAGUGACCACAAAGAGAUUACAAGAGCUGGCUGGGAUAAGGGUAGCUACUCGAUCUGCCGCGAGGCGAGAGAGUAUCUACCAGACUUAUGCUUUCAGUUGGGGAUGA
This is a messenger RNA of Fusarium oxysporum Fo47, 1060 nucleotides long. RefSeq lists its product as uncharacterized. Lineage: Eukaryota; Fungi; Ascomycota; Sordariomycetes; Hypocreales; Nectriaceae. Bases 35 to 1060 code for a protein of 341 amino acids. The transcript is spliced from 2 exons. The record is from RefSeq and is a predicted model, not a curated record.